This is a messenger RNA of Rhizoctonia solani, 1725 nucleotides long. Its product is annotated as carbohydrate esterase family 10 protein. Bases 1 to 1725 code for a protein of 574 amino acids. The record is from RefSeq and is a predicted model, not a curated record. The transcript has 13 exons. NCBI's taxonomy places the organism in Eukaryota, Fungi, Basidiomycota, Agaricomycetes, Cantharellales, Ceratobasidiaceae.
AUGAUGCUGGGCAAUCGCAAUGCUCUGCUGAAAACCUCGGAAUCUAACACAAAUGAACGCCCUUUCAUUAUAUCUGCUCUGACUACACUUUUUGUUGCCGCACUUAGUACCAAUACUGUGGCUGCCUCUCCAACCCACACUACCACGAAUACAAUCAUCAACUUGGGGCAUGCUUCAUAUAGGGGUUUGCUCAACGAAACCGUCCCAAACGUUAUUUCAUGGCUAGGCAUUCCAUAUGCUCAACCACCGCGUCGGUUCAGGGCUCCGCUGCCCUUGGACGAGACCCCCAGAGCGCAUAACAUAACAGAUGCUCAGCAAUUUCCUCCAUUCUGUAUUCAAGGAUACUCCUCUUGGCUUGGUCCCAACGAUACUGGGGGAGCCGGCUCCGAAAAUUGCCUAUACGUCAAUGUGUAUGCGCCCAAAGGCAUUACAAAUACUAGUUCUUUGCCCGUAGUUGCUUACAUCCACGGUGGGGGAUAUUUCGCUGGAAACCCUCGUAGUUGGCCAUUCGAUAACUGGGUCCAGCGAUCCCCAACUCCAUUUGUCGCAGUAUCGAUCUACUACAGGCUUUCAAUAUUUGGCUUCCUCUCAGCGCCAGAGGAGCUAGGGAAAGGUGUAUAUGAAGGGAAAGACCCAGAACUUCUUCUCAAUGCAGGCAUUCACGAUCAGCGGCUAGCUCUCCAAUUUAUUCAGCGGCAUAUUCGUUCAUUCGGCGGAGACCCGGAUAGAGUGACGAUUAUGGGUCAGAGUGCGGGUGCUGGUGGCGUUGGAUUGCACCUAACUACUCGAAGUGCUAAUCAGGCUGAACGUCUAUUUCGUCGUGCUGUUGUACAAAGUUGGUACCGCUCGUCCUUUGCACUUCCAGCAGCUCGCAAGGAACAAUGGGAGGCAGUGACGAAUUCUGUUGGCUGCUCAUCCAACUCGUCAAAUGUUGCGCAUACACUCGAAUGUCUUCGGAAAGUUGACCCCGUGCAGCUCAUGCAGGCUUCGGACAAUGGGAGAAAACAACACAGUGAAUCUCUAUGGUCGUGGCUUCCGGUGAUCGAUGGUACUCUGUUCGAGGGCAACCCUGGGAGCAUUCUCCGUGCAGUUCCCGGUGUAGACGUUAUAGUUGGACACACAACUGCCGAUUCCGCCUCCGGCGGUACUCCAUUCGAGGCUGUAGUUAAUGCUACCUAUCCCGGGUUAACAUCCACCGAUUUGGAGACUCUCAGGGCCAUGUACAUUAAAGCAGGAAUUACCGAAGAGAGCAUGGCUUCCUUCGGACUAGGAGAGGCUGUGUUCCGUUGUGGAACACAUUUCCUAGCAAACUUGUACGGGCCUCGGGCGCACACAUAUAGGUGGGACGAGCCUGAUCCUGCCAAUCCUGUAUCGGCCGGACAUUCAUCAGAUAACUACAUCUUAUAUGAAGGAGCAAGGCGACUCCGUGCAGAACACUGUAAGGCGGGGUGCACCCGAUCGAAUGGAACCACCGAAUUCCACGCACUCACCCCGGCACAGCGAGGACUUUCCGACGAAGCCGUGGCCUACUUUACUUCAUUCUAUGCGACGGCUGAUCCAAAGGUUGCUAAUACUCCGGCCACCACCCAUCCAAUGUGGCCAGCACAUCCAUCCGGUAAGCGAAUUGUAUUCCGGGCCGAGGGUGGCGGAACGGGGAAAAUCCAGGGCAAACCAGGGGGAAGUUUUAUUGAGAACUUAGACACCGGGGAGGUUGAACGCUUGUAG